GAUUAUGAAGCAUUUUUGUAAACAUUGACACUGACGUUAUGGCUCUUUUUAAACAUUUUCUAAAUCCUUUUAAAAGUAUUUUGCGAUUAUUUGCCACCGCUGCCAAACCAAAAAAGUCACUUUGCAAGGAUGGAGGAAAACCGCCACCAGAGAAAGAACUCAAACCCAAACUCAAAACAUUCCAAAUCUACAGAUACCUGCCGCACGAAGGCAAAACCUUCAAAAAAUCCUACACGUUGGACUUGAACAAGACGGGCAUCAAAGUUCUGGACGCUCUGAUCAGAAUCAAGCGGGAAAUGGACCCGACCUUGGCGUUCAGGAUGUCCUGCAGGGAGGGAAUUUGCGGGUCCUGCGGCAUGAACAUCGACGGCAAGAAUACAUUGGCUUGUUUGGCUCCAAUCAGCCCCAAAGGCACCACGAAAAUCUACCCGUUACCCCACAUGUACGUCAUACGUGACUUGGUGGUGGAUAUGAAGCAUUUCACUAAGCAGCAUAGGAGAAUAAUGCCGUGGUUGAUUAGAAAAGAGGACCCCGGCCCCGAUAAGCAACUGCUGCAGAGUGUUAAGGAUCGCGACAAGAUAGAUGGGCGCAUAGAGUGCAUUCUAUGCGCGUGCUGCUCCACCUCUUGUCCCGAAUACUGGUGGCAUGGACACUCCAAGGACGAGAAAGACUUCCUCGGGCCUGCAGCCCUGUUAAACGCAUAUCGGUGGGUUAUAGACUCGAGGGAUCAGGCCCAACAGGAGCGUUUGGCCAUGCUGAAGAACUAUUUUAACGUGUUUCGGUGCCACACCAUAAACAACUGCACCAAUUGUUGCCCGAGACAGUUGAAUCCCGCCCAAGCCAUAUCGAAUUUGCGUCUCUUGCUGACCAACCUGCAAAACAAGAAGAAGCCGGAUUUGCCCGGAGCGGUUUUAAUAGAACCGGAAAAGGCGUGUAACGUUGAAACUGAUGAUGAAUGCAAAACAUGAAAUGUUAUUUAUAUA
Brassicogethes aeneus is the source of this 983-nucleotide messenger RNA. Lineage: Eukaryota; Metazoa; Arthropoda; Insecta; Coleoptera; Nitidulidae. The record is from the annotation of a GenBank genome assembly.